Messenger RNA from Manis javanica (Malayan pangolin), 1618 nucleotides. NCBI's taxonomy places the organism in Eukaryota, Metazoa, Chordata, Mammalia, Pholidota, Manidae. The record is from RefSeq and is a predicted model, not a curated record.
AUGACCUUGGGCACCGCGCGGACGCGAUCCCCCAAAGCGCGGCCAGGUGGACGCAGGGCGGGGAAGCGCACGCGCAGGGCGUGGGGGACGCACCGGGCAGGAGCCGCGGGGCGCAGGGGGCGGGGCUCGCGUGGCGGCGCGUGGCCAGGGCCCCGGGCGGGACUGCGCCUGCGCCGCGGCCGGUGGGGGCGGGACGGGGGCGGGACGGGGGGCGGGACGGGGGCGGGCAGCUCCCUCCUCCGGACGCCGGGCUGCCCCGCGUGCGCCGAACUCGGCGCCUCCGACGCUGCCUCGGGGCCGCGCGCAGAGCGGGUGUCCUCACACCUGUCCCCUACCUCGGGCCGCGCGUGCCCGGGCUCCAUCCGGAGGAUGAGGACAGACGAGCCAGGACACCUGUCGCAUGAACUAAGAGCCCCAGACAGUGGCCGGGUGUCACACCCCCUCGACUACCUCGGCCCGAGGCGACUGGGCUGUCACCUCACCUUCCUCGCGUGGCCUCGGGGCCCCUGGUGUUUGUGCAUUUGCGCGUCUUCGCUGCCCAGCGCAGGUGGUGGCCUGUCAGCUACCGCAGAGUUGCACAAGGUCAGCCCAGUCCCCAGGAGGGCCUUGGUGGGCCACAGGCAACAACCUUCAACCCAGCCAGCCACCCAGGUGAUGAGGCCAAGCAGACACGAGGGGCGGAGGCGACAUACUUACAUGCAGAGAGCGUGGUCUGUGUGGUCAGCUGGACCUGAGCUGAAGGCCCAGCUUUGUUAGAGCCUCAGCUGGGAAACUUGCAGCUGUGGCUUCAAAGGCCUCAUCAGCGAAACGGGCUGCACAUCACCUCCUUUACAGGGCUGUUGUGACCUGAUGAUUAAAUAUACAGAGGCUCCUAGGGUAGGCACUGCUGCUGAGCCGGUGCUCAAUACAUCUUAAUUAAAUCUACAUUGUUUAAAUCCAUCAUCACUAAAAGAAAAAAAGUAAAAACAUUAAACAGUUCACCAUCUCCAAGUGUGAGCAAGAAUGUGGAAAAGGAGCACAUGGGACUGGCAGGACUGUGCACUGUACAUGCACUUUGGAGAACAGCCUGGCCCUGAGUGAAAGGGGGUGUCCACAUGCCUGUGACCCAGAAGUUUCUGUGUUAAGUAUAUACUGAACUCAUGCACACAUGCCUAAGAAUGUGCAGAACAGCAGUAUUUAUAAUUGUCCUAAAUUGGAAACAGCCCAAUUGGCCAUUGACAUGAGAACAGAUAAGUGACUAUAUAUGGAUUUUAAGUAGAUGGACAACUCUUCUCACAAUGGACUGUACAGCGCAGAGCAACAUGGGUGACUCCCCCAACAUAAUACAAAGAGAGAAGCAGGACACAAAGAGCAGCUGAAAGAGCUCACGUAUGCGGUGGCAUCCCCUCCACGUGAAGAUCAGAGCCAGGCAAACCGAAGUGACAGUGUUCAGGGAUGGAACAGGUGGAAAGCUCUGAAGAGAGGAGAAAUGGUGGCCAGGGCCGGGAGGAGUCACUGCCCUCAGGGAAUGGGGAGCCGGGUGGGCAGGCACCCCAGGGGUUUGUAGGGUGCUCAUCAUGUCCUAUUUCUUGAUCUGGGUGUUAGUUAUGUGGGUUUUCUUUUAACAAUCAUUCAUUAA